AUGUUUGACUGUGCAUCAGAACUUGGUCUGUUAUCUCUUCCUUUACCAGCAGCAAUAAUUGAUCGAUUGACAAUUGAAGAAGAGCUGCUUACUUUAAUCGGACAAUAUGGUGUUAAUCAAAGAGGUGGUAUUGAAUUAUGUGAUGGCAACAGCGCUUCGAAUACUGAUAAAACUGGUAAAUUUUCUCAUCUUUUAUCCUGCAGGAUUUUCUUAACGUCUCUUUUGCUAUUGAGUGAAUUCCAGUUUCUCUCCUGUGGGAAACAUUGCAUAGGUCACCUUUUUUCACUGACUCUGUUUUUAAUGACUGUCAAGAAUAGGACAUACAUUUUCGAUAAAACAUGCUUGAAAAGCUCACAAUCUUCAAAUCAAAAGUGCCAAUUCUGACUGGUACCUCGUCCCUGAACCAGUAAACGUUGAUUACUUUGACUAACGAGGGAACCUCCCGAGGUGUCCAUCUCGGAUUUUUUUCAUUCAUAUGCCAAUCGAUAGGUCACACUCUCUAAAAAAAAUCCGUAACUUACUAAACGAAUAUCGGUUUUGGCAUUUGCUCCUAAUAGAAACCGAUAUCCG
Messenger RNA from Didymodactylos carnosus, 570 nucleotides. The record is from the annotation of a GenBank genome assembly. Lineage: Eukaryota; Metazoa; Rotifera; Eurotatoria; Philodinida; Philodinidae.